Molecule: messenger RNA, 674 nt
Organism: Capsella rubella
Lineage: Eukaryota; Viridiplantae; Streptophyta; Magnoliopsida; Brassicales; Brassicaceae
Exons: 2
Coding region: 144-566 (140 amino acids)
Source: RefSeq, a predicted model, not a curated record
UGUAGUUUAAUAUCUAUUUCCUCCGUCACCUUCUCCGUUACCGGUGAAAUACCUCGCCGCCUUCGUUAGCCGGGAUAUUCAUCGCUUGCAAGUGCCUUUUUUACGUCUCUCUUGCCGUCGAUUUGGUUGUUUUAUCUGAAUACAUGAUCUCAGUUUCAGUUGUUGUUAAGAUUCUAAAAGGCGAUUUUGGAGGUGAUGAGAGCAAGUGUCAUCUUGAAAAUGCAGCGAAGCCUCUCAAUGGAUUUGCCUUCACUGAUUCCUCCGCAACUUCCAUCUCGGAUACAUCUGAAGUGACGGUCAGUUCGCUGGAGAAGACAAAGCAAAGCUGCGGAGAAUGGAAGUUUGCCCUCUUGGAGUUGGCUGAUUCUCAUUAUGCUGCAAUCUGUACUGAAGAUGAUCAAGCUAGUGGAGGUGCAAUUUCAAUCGACAGACUAAAGAGUCCAUUUAUUCAGUGGUUUCUUUAUCACAUCUUUUUUAUUCUUGCAGGUGCUCCUAUGAAGGUGAUUGUCCGAAAAACCAUCCCCUUUGUAGAAGAUGAACUUAUUUCUGAAUCCAAACUUCUGUAAUUAAGUGCAGCCUUCAACCUUUAGAUUUCUGUAAUCAUCUUGUUUUGAAUACAUCCUAUGUAGUACAUUAUGUACAGUGCAAUCGACCAAUCAAAGCUAUGAAAUACC